AUGACUGCCGCCUUUCGACUGGGACAGAUCUUGAGAGGGCAUAAAGCUUGCUACACCCUGACCAAGGAGCUCCAAGAUACAGUUUGGCUUGCAACUUACGAAGAUGCUAACGUGUCCAGCAACCCGAACAAGCAGCCGGUGAUAAUAAAGGCCGUGCAGCAUUUUCGGCUGGAGAACGAGCGAGAUGCUCUCAAGCGCUUUCAAGGCCAGACUCCCUUUAUUCGCCCGCUGCUUGAUGAGAUUGUCGACCCACCAGACCCGCCAGCUAUCGUUCUUAGGCAUUUAGAUGACCAUCUUUUGAAUGCCUCUAAUUCACGGACACUCACAUCCCGUGAGAUCAAAUACGUCGCCAGGAGGAUUCUAGAAGCUCUUAAAUUACUCCAUGGAGAGGGAUUUGUCCACACGGAUGUCAAACCUGACAAUGUGCUUGUCAACUACGGCUCUGGAAAUGGAGAUAUCCGCUUCACGGAUGUUCAACUGGCAGACAUGGGAGCCACUCUCCCUGCCGAUUCGUCAUAUGCGAAGGAUGGUGUCAUGAUUGGAGCUCCCAUAUGGCGCAGCCCGGAAGCCCAUUUGCAGAUAGGAUGGAGUACUGCUACUGAUAUAUGGUCGUUCGGAGCAUUGAUCCUGGCUCUGAUCUAUGGCGAUAACUUCUUCAUCUUCUGCCCCGAUGUCUCGUUUGAUCAUGAAGAGUACUUGCUCAGAAUUCUUACGAGGCAAUGUUCAUUCUUCGGGCCAUUCCCUCUAUCCUACCAAGAAAUCGCUGGCGAGGAGACCUUGGCGAUCUUGGCAUAUAUUCACGAGUCCCUUCCCCCAGAAAAACAGAAGCCAUUCAGGCGAAUUUCUGCCAAGGAGGUGUCGGCAGAAGAUAGAGAUUUUCUUCUCAAAGUCAUGAAAAUGGAUCCUAGGGAUAGGCCAACUGCUGCGGAACUACUGGAGGAUGAUUGGUUCCGUGGUAACUAA
This is a messenger RNA of Histoplasma capsulatum G186AR, 963 nucleotides long. RefSeq lists its product as uncharacterized. NCBI's taxonomy places the organism in Eukaryota, Fungi, Ascomycota, Eurotiomycetes, Onygenales, Ajellomycetaceae. Gene Ontology annotation, biological process: protein phosphorylation. Gene Ontology annotation, molecular function: ATP binding; protein kinase activity. The coding region runs from base 1 to 963 and encodes 320 amino acids. The transcript is spliced from 4 exons. The record is from RefSeq and is a predicted model, not a curated record.